Molecule: messenger RNA, 891 nt
Organism: Colletotrichum navitas
Lineage: Eukaryota; Fungi; Ascomycota; Sordariomycetes; Glomerellales; Glomerellaceae
Exons: 3
Coding region: 1-891 (296 amino acids)
Source: RefSeq, a predicted model, not a curated record
AUGCCCGCGACUUCACCUCACCCGGCUCUAGGAGCUUCACCUUCACAGAUCUGGUCUCAUACUGACAAGAAUCGACGAGCCAGCGUGGUCAAGGUCCCGAGCCCGUUGAAGCAAACCAUAUAUAGCAGCUCUCCUGCCGUGCCCUCUACUCUUCGUAGUGUCAACUUCCCGCCUCUCGACUCUCCCACGAGAUCUCCUAGCUCCGACUCGACUAUCGACGUAAACCAAACCCCUUCUGCUCGCCGGCCCAGUGUCUCCGUGCUUGGUUGCCGGACUGGAUCGGUGUUCGACGACGAUCCUUUCGUCACAUCGCAGCCCAGCCCUCAGACAUUCCGAACGAAAUCUCCAUUCAGCAAAGGUUGCGCGUCGUUGGCCGAGAAAGUUGCGCGACAAGUCGCUAACACGCGCUCCCUCGCCCAUCAUGGUUACCGCGGCCCCAUCGAAGUGGGCGAUUUCGUCUGCCUGAUCGACCCCUACACCGGCCAGCCCGACCCGAUUGCAGCCAACCAUCCCGAUGGGAGGGGCAACACAGUCAUCCGUGACUUUCGAUCCCAAAAAGACAUCAGCGAAAUCAUGCCCUCAGACAAUGGCCGUGCCGAGUGGGGUAGGAAGGGUGAGUUCAAGGGUUUCGAGGACUCCAUCGCUGCCGCUUGGAUUCGCGGCGCCAAGCUCAAGAGCAAGACCUUCAAUACCGUCGGCAAAGAUGCUUUCAUGGGAGCCAGGCUGGGCGAGGGAAACGAGGAUGUUUUGGUGGAAGAGGAGGAGGCGCCGCCGGCUACUACGCAGUUGGGUCCGACGCCUUACUGGAUCAAGAAAGCGAACGAGAUAUUAGGCAUCACGAAUGAGGGUGAAGAUGAUGCAGAGGGCUUGUUUGAAUACCACGACUUUUAG